Molecule: messenger RNA, 2343 nt
Organism: Penicillium maclennaniae
Lineage: Eukaryota; Fungi; Ascomycota; Eurotiomycetes; Eurotiales; Aspergillaceae
Gene: tcsB
Product: putative sensor histidine kinase/response regulator TcsB/Sln1
Exons: 3
Coding region: 1-2343 (780 amino acids)
Biological process (GO): phosphorylation; signal transduction
Cellular component (GO): membrane
Molecular function (GO): phosphorelay sensor kinase activity
Source: RefSeq, a predicted model, not a curated record
AUGACUAGUGGACCACAACCCGAGAGCCUAGAGCUUGUCGCGACGAUCAAAGCCAGCCAGAUCGCCUCUAAUUUAGAUCUCCUCGAAGUCACCAGCAAAACCAUCUCCACGCGUCUAUUAGUCCAGGCCGCCCUACGUCGCUAUUAUGAAGGAAAUACAUCCGCGAGUAAUUGGGCGAGUUCGAUCACGGACGUUCAAUCGGCCCUCGGGGGCAGAGGGUAUCUUGAUCUCUAUCAGGCAAUUCUCUUUGCCAGGAGCGGGGAGGUGACCCAGGAGAGGCUGCUCAGUGUGACCAGUGCCACUGUUCCAGAGAUAGUUCUUCCAUACACCCACACCAAUGGAAGUAAGGUACUCCUGGGAUCGGAUGAUGGGGGUUACCCUCCGUCGCUCUACCCCAACCUCACCUACACGAAAUCGGCCAGCGACAACUCAAUCACCGUCCAUGCCUUUCCCGACUAUCCCCUCGGAUUGACAUCUGCCUUGCUUCUUGGGCCACUGAGAGUCAACGACUCCUUCUCUUCUCGUCUCGUUGACGCUCCCCAUUAUCAACAAUACGUCGGACACCGACCUGCUUGGUUUUAUGACAGCGUUAUUACCUCUCGAGAUGGGCUUGGGAACACGGGCCAGAUUCUUCUGAUCGGCCCUUCCCGCGCGGAGAACACGUUUGCUUCCUCUGCCCAGCCUGCUACGGCCACCACGCCCCCCAAAGCCGCAGCGCUUGCUCAAGCGGAAGUCCAUUAUGUGUUCGAGCCCACACCUUUACCUGGACAAAGUGGUCGGCACCGUGGAAUCUCCACCGAUACGUCAUGGCCGCUUUCGAAGUAUAAAAUGGCUCUGAAGCUGAUGCUCGAGUCGUAUGAGAACGAGAACAAGUCCAUUAGUGAGCUUUCUACCACCAAUGAGGAGGGAUACAAUGUUGCCGUGGGUGCCGUUAGGCCUGCGAGCUCAUUGGUUCAAUGGAUUCUGAUCGUGGAAGAGACGCACAAUGAGGCGUUCAGCCCGGUGGCUCGACUCCGGAAAAUCAUUCUUGCUUGUGUUUUUGGAACAGCGGGACUGAUCAUUCUCAUGGUGCCUAUAUUGACGCAUUUCGCGGUGGCCCCGAUCCGCAGGCUACGUGCGGCAGCCCAAAAGUCAGUGAAACCGGAGAUCCCUGCACCGCUUUCUAAUCCCCAGCUCGAGAAACGAGAUUCUCAAACCACCGACGACGUCGGAGGGACUUUAGGUUCGAUGGAAGAACAGGUCAAUGAAAAGGGUCGGCCUGCCAUUUGGGCGAAGCGCCUUCGGGCUCCGCUUCAUAGACUAAACAGCUCAGCCAACGUUCGCGACGAGGGCAGUCCUCGCCUGUUCCAGAUUCCGGGAAGAGUCAAAGAACGCAAUCAUUGUGUGACAGACGAGCUGACGGAACUGACAAAGACAUUCAAUGAAAUGUCGGAUGAACUGACGAUUCAAUACACCCGUUUGGAGGAACGGGUCGCCGAACGAACUCGAGAGCUGGAGAAAGCAAAAUUGGCCGCAGAAACUGCCAACGAAAGCAAAACUUUGUUCAUUGCCAACAUUUCUCAUGAGCUCAAGACACCCUUGAAUGGAAUCCUCGGAAUGUGUGCUGUGUGCAUGGGAGAGGAUGACCUCUCUCGCAUAAAGAAAUCGCUUCAAGUUGUCUACCAAUCCGGAGAUCUACUUCUCCAUCUGCUCAAUGAUCUGUUGACAUUCAGUAAGAAUCAAAUUGAGCAAGCCAUUCAGCUGGAGGAGAAAGAGUUCAAACUCUCCGAUAUCCGCUCUCAGAUUGCGAUCAUUUUCCAAAACCAGGUCCAUGAGAAACAAAUCGACUUCAGUGUCACCUGUAUGUCCGUCGACAACUCGCAGCACGCCCAUGUCAAUUUGUGCCUCGAUGAAGGUGCCGAAGGGACAACUUCAGCCUCUCACCCCGAAGCCGGGAAUCUCAUGAACAUGGUCCUCUGGGGAGAUCAGCACCGAAUUCUUCAGGUGCUGAUCAACCUGGUCAGCAACAGUCUCAAGUUUACGCCCGAAAACGGCAGGGUCCAGGUUCGUAUUCGAUGUGUCGAAGAUGAAACUGGCUCCACAGCCCCCAUAGCCGCAAGGCGAACAUCGCGCUUGCCAGCGCUUAACCGACCAAACACCCAGAGCUCUACAGAAACCACUGCGGAGCCCAGGCAAAGCUUAUCAGAUGGAAGACAGCUCAUGUUCUAUUUCGAGGUGGAAGACAACGGGCCUGGUAUACCUGCGCACUUGCAUCGGCGUAUCUUUGACCCGUUCGUGCAAGGAGACUUAGGAUUGAAUCGCAAAUAUGGCGGCACUGGCCUGGGUCUGAGUAUCUGCGCUUAA